CUCGUGAAUCUCUUCCUGCAAUCCAUCUGAGGCUCACAUCCUCAUCCUUGACGUGAACAUAUGAGACUCCGAUUUCAUCACUUCCAUAAUGGUGAUGGCUUCUUUGGAUUCAUCGCUUGGCAGCAUACAGGCUGCGCACACAGCUGCAAGCAUGCCACAUACGCCUGGGCGAGGUGGCGAAGCAGCCUCUCUAUCCCAACUCUGGACAGACACGUCUCAGCCCUCGCACGGCUCAAGCAGUACUGGACAUCAGCAUCUUCAGCAUCAUGCAGCACUUCCAACAGGGAGCCCGAGCACAGACAUGCUCUGCAGCAACGGCGUCGGCCCUUCACAUUCACCUCAGACUCGUCGAUCUCUUCCGUUCGGAUCCUUCGCAUCUGCUCCGCCCAUGGUGGCAUCCAACACGAGUCGCAUCAGCUGGGGUUCCUUUGGCUACACUAGUGCUCCGAGCAUCACCUCACAGCAACGAGUCAGUGCCAAGACAUCACCCCCGCCAGACUCUUUCAGCGCAUCCCACUCGCAUAACAGCCAUCACUGCACCUCGAACCAUGACAUCGGAUCUGCUUUGCACCUCAAUAAGCCCGCCGACGUACCCUCUAAGGCGCCGUCAUCAGCGAAGCGCCUCGCCUUGUUGCCUUCGUCUUCUUCGGCGACUGCUAUACGCCGCAAAAGAGGGCGAAACGAGAGUGUAGACAUGCAAGAAGAAGAGGAGCCCGCAAGGUACGGUUGCGAAACAUUGGAUUCCAGAGCUAGCGGCUCGUCCUGGAACACUACCGUCAGGUUACAAGAUGGGGCGAGCGGAAGGUCAGAAGCUAGGCAGGUGUUGCCUAAGCGAAUGAGGUCGGGUAUGACCAUACACAGCACGACUCGUGAUGCCUCCACAGAGUAUGGACUGGAGCACUCCACUUCCGGACGCAUGUCGAGUGACAAGGAAUGGGCGGCACGUCAUCCUGCCUCGGCAGCUGGCAGCGCGGAGUCGACCCAGAGUGGCAACGACCCAGAGGUGGAUCUUGGCAAGCUACUUGCUAUGUUGGAUCGACCUUCCCUGUUGGUCCUACUCUCACGCCUGCUCGCUCAUUCUACCGACUCCGCCUUGCCAGCUCAGAUGCUUCGUCACAUGCCCACGCCUUCCAUUGCCACAUUUGGGGCUUCGCUGGACGAAUGCGAGCGGCAAGUUCGUGCAGCAAUCCCGAGUGCCACGAGCGCAGGAGUCAGAGCAGAGUGGGCAUGGAGCAGAAUCAGGAAUCCCCUGCAAGACUUCGUCACCAGCGCCAUCGGCUUCUUCCGACUCUUUGAUGAUACCCCCGGCAACGAGAACACUGAUCAGAUCGACAACAUUCACCCUAGCACCACGUUCUCCUUCCUUCACGACCUCACUGAACGUCUACUCCGAAUUCAGGCCACCCUACCGCCCGUUCCUGAUUCUACGCUGGCUUUUGCCGCUCACACAGCACCUUCUCCUCACGAAUAUCGGGGGUCGGCACCGCGAACAGAUGGCUCGGGUCAUGACGUACUACGCUCCUUGCUCGACGCUAGGAUGUUGUCACGCGCAUCGCCCAACACUUUGAUUUCGCAGCUGGCUCCUUAUCUGCUUCAUCGCUGGUCUACUCUGUUGAAGCGCAUAUCUGGAGCUGUCAACGAGCAAGGCAGGAUCUUUGGUCAGGAUAUGAUCAAGGGCUGGUUGAGCGCAUUACAGACUCUGGGAGGUUCUGGUGUCACAAGUGCGAGCUCGGUACUGAUGAGCAGCAACCGAGUGUCGCCUAGCGUCGAUAUAGCUGAUGCUGGAGCAAUCGGUCCUGAGGAGAGGGCCAUCAGACAAGUCUUCCAAAUGUACCAUCGAGCACUUGUACAGCAGAUAGGCUGGCUCGUCGGUGUCUCAUUGUGACUUGGCACGCCGAGCACGGACUGCGUCGGUCUUUACGACGCUUGUCACUCUUCACUUAGCUAGAAAAUCUAUUAUCGAUGUCAUGCACAUGACGACUCAUAUCAAAUGGGACGCGUAACCACAGGUGCGCCUGCCACGUCAAACAUCAAUGCAGGCUCCUGCAUUCUUGUG
This is a messenger RNA of Ceraceosorus guamensis, 2056 nucleotides long. RefSeq lists its product as hypothetical. NCBI's taxonomy places the organism in Eukaryota, Fungi, Basidiomycota, Exobasidiomycetes, Ceraceosorales, Ceraceosoraceae. The transcript has 2 exons. The record is from RefSeq and is a predicted model, not a curated record. Gene Ontology annotation, biological process: proteasome localization; nuclear protein quality control by the ubiquitin-proteasome system. The coding region runs from base 89 to 1885 and encodes 598 amino acids. Gene Ontology annotation, cellular component: nucleus.